Molecule: messenger RNA, 3055 nt
Organism: Coniophora puteana RWD-64-598 SS2
Lineage: Eukaryota; Fungi; Basidiomycota; Agaricomycetes; Boletales; Coniophoraceae
Exons: 10
Coding region: 1-2982 (993 amino acids)
Source: RefSeq, a predicted model, not a curated record
AUGUCAUUCCUUUCCAAUCCUUCUGAAGGCCGCACUUGGGGCCGUUACGACUGUCGCGUACCGGGCUGUGGUGCAGAAAUUGCGAGCAAAUCCGGCCUCACCCAGCACACGAAUCGUGUCCACCGCCGCAUCAUCAGAUCUCGUCGGUUUCAUCAGCCUGCCCCGGCCUCUGUUCCAUCCUCAGUACCCCCUCCACCUGUCCAACACCACUCGCAAUCACUCCCAGUCCGUCAGCCACCACAAGACCCACAGGACCACUCUCCCCCUCGUACAUCUUCUCCUCCCUCAUUCGACUUCUUCCUUCCGUACAAGUGUCCACCAAUAACAUUCUCCUCAGCCAGCAAAUGCAACGUACACGGUGAAUACGUGUCUCCAAGCUCUCAACCUGACCUGCCACCUCCUCGAUCACCAAGCGACUGGUUUCCCUUCAACAACCAAGUCGAGUUCGAGACUGCCGACCUUCUGUACCGCCGGGUGCAGAUGUCUGCAACCCAUAUCGACGCGCUUCUUGCAGUUUGGGGAGCAAGCCUCACCAAAGAAGACGGCUCCGAGUUGCCCCCGCCAUUCCUCGACCACGACAAGAUGUAUAAGGCAAUUGACAAGAUCGAGCAUUGCGACGUUGCAUGGGAGACGUUUAACGUCUCCUAUCAGGGACCGCGGCCAAGUCAGAACAUACCAACAUGGAUGGAUGGGAAAUACGAUGUAUGGUUUCGUGACCCCCGGGAGGUCAUCAAGAAUAUCCUCAGCCGCCCCGACAUGAAAGAUGACAUCGACCUCACCCCAUAUCGCGACUAUGAUGAAGCCGGAGUCAGGCAGUAUGAGAAUAUGUUUUCGGGAGAUUGGGCAUGGGAUCAGGCGACGAGAAUCUCUGAAGACCCGUCGACGCACGGUGCAACAUUUGUUCCAUUCAUUAUGGGCAGCGACAAGACGACGGUAUCCGUUGCAACUGGUGCCACGGAAUACUACCCACUCUACAUCUCCCCCGGCAAUAUUCACAACACCGCACGUCGUGCCCGCCGCAAUGCCGUUGCAUUAGUCGGGUUUCUCUCCGUCCCCAAAGCUGAUGAAUCCUGUGCCGACGACCCCCAGUUUCGCCAUUUCCGGCGACAACUGUAUCAUACGUCCCUUUCGACCAUCCUGCAAGCUUUCAAGCCCGGCAUGACCCAGCCAGAAGUUGUCCUAUUUGGCGAUGGGCACUAUCGACGUGUUGUAUGGGGUGUCGGCCCUUACAUCGCUGACUACCCUGAGCAGGUGCUCCUCGCCGGCAUCGUACAAGGGUGGUGUCCUCGAUGCCUCGCCUUUCCUGAUCGACUGGAUGACCACGCCCUCCGGCGUUGCCAAGAACACACUGAAGCGCUCAUCGAGGAGUAUCACCCCGGAGUACUUUGGAGUUCGUAUGGCAUCAUUGCCAACGUUGUCCCCUUUACAAACGACUUCCCUCGUGCCGACAUCCACGAGCUGAUCGCCCCCGACCUCCUCCAUCAAUUAAUUAAAGGCACUUUCAAAGACCAUUUGGUCGAGUGGGUCUGCAGGUACCUCAAGAGCCAGCACACGCGACGGGAUUAUAAGAAGAUCAUGGCCGACAUCGACCGUCGCAUCGCUGUUGCCGCUCCAUUUGCCGGCCUUCGAAGGUUUCCUCAAGGGCGUGGGUUCAAGCAGUGGACAGGUGAUGAUUCGAAGGCGCUAAUGAAGGUCUACUUGCCCGCUAUCGAGAACCAUGUACCCGACGGUAUGGUCCGCGCUGUCCGCGCGUUCCUAGAAUUUUGCUACUUGGUUCGUCGCAACACCCUCACCGAUACCGACAUCACCGCACUCCAACGCGCCCUUGACUCCUUCCACCAUCAUCGCGAAAGCUUCAGGGACUUUGGCGUCACCCUCUCCCUUCCCCGCCAACACUCCCUUGUUCACUACAUCUAUCUCGUUCAGCAAUUCGGGGCCCCAAACGGCCUAUGCUCAUCAAUCACAGAGUCAAAACAUAUUGAAGCCGUCAAGGAACCAUGGCGACGUUCAAGUCGGUUCAACGCCCUCGGACAGAUGCUAACAACAAACCAACGGCUUGACAAGUUGAAGGCAGCUCGCGUCGACUUCGCAGCACGAGGAAUGUUGAACUCCAGCGUCCUCCCUAGGCGACUUCGUAUGUUACAGACCCUAGACGCUCAGGACUCUUCCCAAGACACCCAACAUGCGGAGCCCAAUACGACCAAUGGCCUGCAAGUAUACGAACCGGUUUCGUGUUCAGUUCAAGCCACCGAGGAGCAGGAGGAGCCCGAAGUUGACGGAACAACCAUAACGGCAGAGGUUAAUUUAGCGGCAAAAUCUAACACGCAACGCGCUCGAGACUUUGAUGCUCUCGCUGCCGAGAUCAGCGUCCAGAACAUCCGGCGGCUUACCCGUCGCUUUCUCUACGCCCAACUCCACCCCGACAUCACCCGACGCACCGCGCGCUCGGUUCGGCCACAGGACCUCCCCAACCUCCCCGAAACUCUACGGGUCUACGACUCCGCCGUGUCCAUAUACCGUGCGCCCAGCGACUUGUGCGGAUCUGGAGGCCUGAAGCGCGAACGCAUCCGUUCGACUCCGCUUUGGCGAAACGAGGCUCCCCGCAACGACUGCGCAUUCGUCGUUACAAGACCAGAUGUUGACGGCAUCUUUUCUAUGGAGGUCGCUCGUAUCCUCGCUUUCUUCUCCUUCAGGUACGAAGGGUGCGUUUACCCGUGCGCGGUCGUACAUUGGUACAACUGGGAUGGAGACGAACGGGACGAGAAUACCGGCAUGUAUGUGGUGCGGCCGUCGAUGACAGCGAGCAACUCGCGUCAUGUUGAGGUUGUUCACGUCGAUUCUCUCGUGCGGGGCGCUCAUCUCCUCCCGGUUUUUGGUGGCCAGUUGAUACCUAAGGAUAUGAAGUGUUAUCAUUCUCUGGACUCAUUUGAAGCUUUCUAUGUAAACCGCUUUGCAGACCAUCAUGCUUACGAACUUGCAUAGUAGUAAUUAUACAUUGCUUAGCUUACUUGUGGAGUGCUUGUACGGGUUCGGUCGAGUUAUGGUGAAUUUAUUC